Emiliania huxleyi CCMP1516 is the source of this 735-nucleotide messenger RNA. RefSeq lists its product as hypothetical. The record is from RefSeq and is a predicted model, not a curated record. NCBI's taxonomy places the organism in Eukaryota, Haptophyta, Isochrysidales, Noelaerhabdaceae. Bases 1 to 735 code for a protein of 244 amino acids. The transcript has 3 exons.
AUGCUCCUCGCAGUGCGCGCCUCGAAGCUCCCCCAGCGCGUGGGCAUUGCUCGCGCAGUUCGCGUGCUCUCAACCAGCGCGCGCCCUGUUCCCGGUGUUGUUGGAGUAACCCCAAGCGGCGACAUCACCUCGGAGGACGUCGUUGCGGCGCAGGCGGCGUGGUCCAACGCCAUCACCGGCAUCACCAAGGUGUACCAGGAGGGAGGCGACUUCGUCGCGGCCGCUGGGUACUGCGCGGGCGAGCUGUACGGCUAUGGCCACUCCAACGUGCUCUUCAAGCCAACCAGGGCGACGAACAACCCGUUUCGCCCGACGGGCGAGGACGCGAUGGCCUACUUUGUGGGCGCAGAGGCGAUGAAGAACGACAAGUUCAAGGGCGAGGACGGUGGCUUCGCCAUCAACGGCGGACAGGGCUGGUCCGAGGUGGUGUUCCGCAACCACCAGAUCGAUUGCAACGGCAACACGGCUAUCGCUAUGGGCGACUACCUGUUCACGAACGCGACCACUGGCGACAAGGGACGCGUCGAGUACACCUUCGGCUACAAGAAGAACGAUGACGGCAAGAUGCGGAUUUUCCUGCACCACUCGUCUAUGCCGUACGAGCCCACCGCGGCGGCAUCCGCGACCGCGGAGCCAGUUGAGGAGGCUCUGUCGAUGUGGGCCGAGUCGAUCGCCAAGCAAGAUGCUCUCCUUCGCGACGCACGCGUCCGCGUCAGCGGGAUGAGCAAGCCCUAG